Molecule: messenger RNA, 1142 nt
Organism: Colletes gigas
Lineage: Eukaryota; Metazoa; Arthropoda; Insecta; Hymenoptera; Colletidae
Gene: Scgbeta
Exons: 4
Coding region: 101-1135 (344 amino acids)
Biological process (GO): muscle organ development
Cellular component (GO): sarcoglycan complex; sarcolemma
Source: RefSeq, a predicted model, not a curated record
UUACUCGGCUCGUGUCUUCGAAUCCGAACUAUAAUCACGGACAUCCAUUUUCGUUUUCGUCUAGAAUUCCAAGCUGAUCGUGACCGAGUACGGUGACUCGAUGUCGGCGAUUCUCGACACGUGCGGAAAUGGUGCCGGUUCUCCCUCGAUAUCGAAAGCAGAAGAUAAUUUGUCGAACAGCGAUGGUCCGUUGAUCAAAAGUUGCGUUCGUCGGAACAGUUGCAACAGCGUUCAUGCAAGUUCUGAAAACGUCGAUCGAGCAUUGACUGUCGCUUCGCACGCGAUGUCAACGCCUAACGAGAAAUCAACGAAACGACGUUAUUGUCUGUGGACGUUGACGUUCAUUCUGUCGAUAAUAGGCCUGUGUAAUCUUUUCCUCAACAUCACGGUGAUCGCCGUGUUACGAAUCAGCCAAGGAAUGGAGGCGAUGGAAGUGAUACCUGACGAGAAUCUUGUCAAAUUUUACGGAAAGACCGACUUGGACAGGGUGUGUUUGCAAUCGGGAGUUUGUCAGAGUUACGGUGACGAACCGAUGGAGAUCUCUGGAGACGAAGCUGGUGUGCAAAUAGACGUGAAUGGUCGACGAUCGUACGAGGAAACGCUUGCGAAAGUAACAGUUUUGCCAAACGGUACCACGAUGUCUCGAGUGGAGUCUUUCGAGAUCAAAGAUCCCAGAACUGGCAUAACGUAUUUCACCACCAAUUUUCCGAAUUUCGGUUUACCGGCUGGCGUACAGAAAAUAGACGUGAAAAUCGCAGAGACUUACAGGAUAACAUCGCCAGUGAACGAGAGUCUAACUGUUAAUUCCGACGAUCAGAUUUCUAUACAUGGCGCUGAAGGCGCCACCAUGGAAAGCAAAGAUAUCGUUUGGAGCGCGGAUACUGAUAUAUUUUUAAAGAGCGCCAACGGAAGCAUCGUUCUCGACGCUAAAGAUGGUGUUUCCAUAGACGUUGAAAAUAUUCCUGUUGCGCCGAUGUUCCUGCAAAAUCCAACCAGCCACGAACAGUACAAAGUCUGCAUCUGCAUGCCGCAGGGAAAACUGUUCAAAGUACCAGUUCGUACAGGCACGAACAGCCGAUCGAUAAACUGUGCUCGCGUUAACAGGACUCCGGAAAAUGAUCCUUGCUCGCGAUAAUUACGAU